CUGACGUCACACUUUGCGUUUGUCAAGGGAACUGCAGAGCGAUUUCACCUGUAUUUCUGUACAGAGUGUACUCAUUCAUUUAGUAUUUUAUCGUUUAUUCGUUCCCGAUUAAAGACAUAUUUUAUGGCUAUAACAGGACGUUGGAACGGAUAUUUUGGGAUGGGUUGUGCAGAACUUCUAUUAUAGUUUGCUCUGUGUGGACAUCACCGCCACCGUGGAAGAAAACGGCAGCUCAUGGCACCAGGCCUACACAAACUCGGGCCCCAGCCCCCUCCCAGCACCACCCGAACACUUGUGCAAGGCCUGCGGAGGCCAGUUUGACCUCGGAAGAACGCAUGUCUGCAUGGACUGCAAAAACAGUUUCUGCAGCCGCUGCUCGGUGCAGAUGGACCUCCGGCCGCGGAUGUGCCACACCUGUCAGCGGCUCCACGGCACUUUCUUUGAACGGGCCGAGUUGAUCAGGCUGAAGGUGAAGGACCUCCGUGACUAUCUCCACCUGCACGAAACCCCCACGCAGAUGUGCCGAGAGAAGGAGGAGCUGGUGGAGCUGGUGCUGGCUCAACAAACUCCCAGAGGCAGCGGCGGUGCCGAAUCCCAUUCACAGCCGUCUGUGCCUCCUCUGCCUUCCCUUCCUCUUGCAGAAUCUGAAGCCCUCACAGAGGAGGAGGAGGAGGAGGGUGACGAGGAGGAGGAAGAAGAUGAGGAGGGCGAAGAAGAUGAUGAGGAUGAUGAGGAAGAGUCCACAGACAGUGAGGAGACGCUGGUGCUCAGCAGAAGAGCCUCUCUGUCUGACCUGAGCAGGGUGGAGGACAUCGAAGGCCUCAGCGUGCGGCAGCUGAAGGAGAUUCUGGCACGUAACUUUGUGAACUACCAGGGCUGCUGUGAGAAAUGGGAACUAAUGGAGAAGGUCACCCUCCUCUUUAAUGAUCAGAAAGACCUUCACAACCUGGUUUCAAAUACAAAAACAGAAGCAGCUGAUCCUGCUGAGCCCAGCGGCCAGGAGGAGAACCUGUGCAAGAUCUGCAUGGACUCCCCCAUUGACUGCGUUCUGCUGGAGUGCGGCCACAUGGUCACAUGCAGCAAGUGCGGGAAACGCAUGAACGAGUGUCCCAUCUGCCGACAGUACGUGGUUCGAGCAGUGCAUGUCUUCAGAUCGUGAAAUUCGGGUGCAGAGAGACAGACUGUCCCAUACAGGUUGUUGCAUUUUCACACACUUAACAACAUUUUCUCACAAUUUUUGAUAACUUUAAUUUUGCUGCAUUGUUUAUAAUUUAACAUGAUUAAAUGCACUUAUUUGCUUUUUUAAUUCCAACCGUAUUAAGGUGUGCCUUCUGAGUGGUGUUUAAUUCAUCAGUUGACUUUUGCACUUUUUUGUUAAUUAUUAUGAU
Carassius auratus (goldfish) is the source of this 1388-nucleotide messenger RNA. Its product is annotated as E3 ubiquitin-protein ligase rififylin-like. Gene Ontology annotation, cellular component: cytoplasm; plasma membrane. The coding region runs from base 344 to 1159 and encodes 271 amino acids. Lineage: Eukaryota; Metazoa; Chordata; Actinopteri; Cypriniformes; Cyprinidae. Gene Ontology annotation, molecular function: ubiquitin protein ligase activity. The record is from RefSeq and is a predicted model, not a curated record. Gene Ontology annotation, biological process: proteasome-mediated ubiquitin-dependent protein catabolic process; negative regulation of extrinsic apoptotic signaling pathway via death domain receptors; protein K48-linked ubiquitination. The transcript is spliced from 6 exons.